Spirometra erinaceieuropaei is the source of this 32518-nucleotide messenger RNA. Lineage: Eukaryota; Metazoa; Platyhelminthes; Cestoda; Diphyllobothriidea; Diphyllobothriidae. The record is from the annotation of a GenBank genome assembly.
AUGUUUGCCGCCGGAGAUUGCGCCAGGAAUGUCGGUUGUACGUAACGCAAUUCGUAAAUGGCGCAAAAGACGCUGAAGAUGGGCAGUUUACGCUUCAACCCGGUAUUUUGCACUGGCGUCAUUUAUGUUCAUAGCAAUUAUCCUUCCCCAAGUCAUCCUACGCCUGAAGUAUGCUUUUGACGCAAAUUCAGACAGAAUGGUAAGACUGUAUGUUUUGUAAGCAAGGCCGCUAGACGUUUGAAGUUUUUUGUCGUUAUCUACUUCACUCGCUAAACACCGAGGACAAGGAGGUUUGUGUCGGUCUCCAUUCACCCUUGUAGUUGUCCUAUCUGUCUUUAGUUUUACGUCGUGAUUUUCUCAUCCAGUGGAUAGCAAACACCCGUUGGAUCUUAUCAUCAGUUGUUAAAUAUUUCGAAAUCAUAAACGUAGGUUCACCGCCUAUUUUAUGCACAGCGCUUUAGCCGUCAAGCGGAUCUGACUCGAACUUUAUGAACAUUCUUCUCUCCCUGACACUAGUCUUGACUAAUUCUACUCAGUGGAAAGUGAUUACAGGUGAGCUGACUAAACGUGAAUGUCUGCAGAGGCCUCUGUCUCUUAACAGGGACUACAAACUAGUUUUGUCUUCUUCAAUUUAUCCUGCUGUCUCUCUAUUCCUUUUUUUGACAAUUCUUAUUUUUGUGUCCACAUGCCCAGAUAUGGUUCAUAUCUGAUGAAAGAAUCGUCUCUCAUAUUUUGCGCUCUAUGGAUAUUUUUAUCACACGCCAUACUGACCUUUAGUAUCAGGUAAUAUCUUACCACUGGAUCCAAAACUCCUAAACCUAAACUAAACUAUUCAAUCCGAUGAAUUCUUGUUCCGCGCAAUGCAAGUGGAUUAAUGCACAUGGUGAAAAUAGAGCUAUGUGAUUUUUCUGUUUGUACAUGAAAUGUUCGUCGUACCUUAGUGUAGCUAUUCUUUGAUUUUAGAUGAAAAGCUCAGAAGUGGGAUGACAAAACUUACAAAGUCGCUCGUCGUUCACUUGGUUUCCUGUGGAUUAUUUCCUGCCCUGCAAGUGAGAAUCUGCCGCCGAUGUCAACUCUAUUCUUUUUAGUUAAUGCUCAAAAAAGGACUGGCACUUCACAUUCCGGUUUUAACACAAGUUUCACUUACUGGCAUUUUUUCUUUGGCCAUGCGGUAAGCAUUUCUUUCUGUAUAUUACCAUAUCCUUACAUCUGAAUGCUAUGACUUUCAUCAUAAUUUGCUCUCUGAGCUGUUGCAGCAGUGAUUCGUAACACUUGUUUCCGCCUGUUAUUCGCCAAUAUGGAUCUUUACUUCCAUGUGAGAACAACAUACUCGUUUUGUGCAACAUGCAACGCAUGUAGAUUUAAGCCAAUGUUGUUUUGGCGUUAUUCCUAGCCAAAAAUAAAAGAUGAGAUACGUGGACCUUUCAUCUGAUCGCCAGCUGACUGUAAUCUACAGAUUUCGAAGCACAUGGACGCUUGUGUUUAGGAAUAGACGCUGGCGUGUUUUAACUGCAGACUUGUCAGAUUAUUUGGUAUAUGACCGAGUACACGCUGUGUUAGCUGGAUCAUUAAUUCUGACUGAUUGAAAGCGGACUGGAUGUCGUUAUGCCCUAACGUGACACAAACUCAGUACGUUGUAUAAAAUCACUUGCUGCCAUUGUUGCCUUCUGUACUCCUACGGAUGAUAGAGGUUGUGGGGCCUAGCAUUUAACAGACUGCACGAAAAGCGGGACGGUCGCUUUGGAAGUAUUGAUUUACUUUGUCUUGUGUUUCACAAGUGGUUUUGCGUGGUCUCGUAACCCUUUCCGUUAUCUUGAUUUUCUACGUCAUCUGACGGAUUCCUGCCUACCUUCUGCUAGAUCUAAUUAUUAUCCACCUCGUAGGAAUGUUGUGCUGUAAGUGUAGCUUAUGUGACAUGCCGAAGAUGACCUGGACUUCAGAGCGGACUAAACUUUUAUUAGUCUGUGACUGAGUAAUCGAGCCGUCUCUUGAAUAAUAACGUGAGUCCCACCUGUUAUAUAGAUGGUUUAUUUUUCUUCAGAGUUGCGUGUACGUGAUAGGUGCAUUCCCUUACAAGUUGCAUAAUUGCCGCUAAAAAAAGCUUUUUUCAUGUCGUUUGCGUUCUUUAACUAACAGCCUUUCUUACAGUCGAACAGGCUGCAGGACUUUACAUUAUUUUCUCUCACCAGAAGACGAAAAUACUAAGUCCUCUGGGUUCCAUAGGUCCCAUAGAACAUGAGAUUAUCUAAACGGUAGGAGCAGAUCGCGGGUUCGGAGUGAUUUGCUGGCCUAAAGGGCUUCAUCAGUCGCAAAUUGUGGCAGCGUCAUCAGUUUUGUCGUGUCCUAACUUGGGAGUAGUGCCUGCUGCCCGACAAAGUCUCUUUUUAAGUUCUUUUUGAUCUAUCGGAGCCAAUCUUGGAGUUGCUGAUAGGUUUCAAUCUCUGUCCUUGGGACCUUCCUGCGUAUUUCGCAAUCCGGUCCGUCGUGACUCGGCUACGCGUUGCUGCUAAGUGCUAUUAUGAGAUUUUUUCUCCUUCUAGCCCAUUGCUCGUGACCGACUUCGCAGCGCGGAGUUUAAGUUUAUUCGUCCUGCAUAUCUUGUCGGUACCAGGAUUUGUGCUUCACAUUAACUCCUUGACACAAGAGGUCAGUUUUCCCGUUUUCGUAUCCCUCCCCCAAAUCCAUAACACUUGCUACGAGCAACCUAGGAGUCUGACUUAGAGAAGGCUGCUUUCUUCCAAGCUUUAUUUCGAAAUGACGUUGCAAGAUCUUCUUUUUCUUCACCGGUUAUCUCUUUGUUUGAAAUUUCUCAGAAUAAUUACUGUUCAAUAAUAUUGCGUUUGGACAUAGAAAUAUGUGCUCCCGUAACACAGCUGCCCUUACGCUAAACCUGGAUAGAGGUAACUAUUCCUGUGUCCUGACUUUAACCGUAACACUAGCCCCAACCCUAAUUCCAAUCCCUCUGGAAUUUAUCGCUAGGCCACUUGUAAUACAGGGGGAUGCUUAUCCCCGUACCCGUAGGUUUAUUUCAGACGAGUAUAGGUGUUUUGCCCUUUUCCUCGACGACUCUUCGUUUCUAUACUGUGGAGAAGUUCCUUGGACACCAAAAAAUUUGCGUAAUGGUCCAUCGCCAAAUUCAACUUUUCGAAGGCCACCAAUAUAAGCCCCUCUUUGUGUUUCUAAGUAGGCUCUGAGCCUUUAAAAGCAUUUAACUGCUGACGCGAGGAGGAAGAUCUUUCCCGACUAAAUUCCGCUCGUACCGACCCUAUUCCUCUUUGGCGUUGCCUAUGGUGGAUGCGUAGCUGUCAACUGGUGUUUUUACCCUCAAGGAUUUCCUCAUAUAUGUCAUGAUGUGCGUCUGUGGUAUGUGACCACAACAGGCCAAUGAUCUCAUUUUCCUGACGUUAUUUACAUAAUCCUGUUAGACUGUAUUUUUAACCAAAGAACUUUAAGAGGGUGCACUCAUGCGCCAACAUCUUUCCCUCCAGCUUACCCCGACUGAGGUGAAAAUGGCCACCCAAAAAAAUCUCUAGACUGGCUAUCUAUGAAAACCGAGUCGUGGAUAGAUCAGAAUGUGUGGUAACGAUAUGAAAGGACAUUUACAGAGUAGCCUGUCUGAAGGGUACCGAUUUUUUGAACCCACGCAGCGGCUCCUCUGGUUUACUUCUUAUAUCCAGUAUUUGACGGUAAAUAUGAGUUCCACUUGCCCCAGAUUUUGGCGAAGUAGAAUCGCCCCAUUGCUGGUCUAAGUCACACUCUAGUUUCUGCCAUUUUUUCGGCCCCACAUGACCGCAGCUGAGAUUGGGUCUGUUGACCGCCUAGAUUUACACAUGCCACGAAGUUUUGUUUUCUCGCAUUUUCGUUCUUGCACCUAUUUACUACUGAUUCGUUUUACCCAUUCCACCCAGUCAGACUUCACCUUUUCAGAUAAACGCAUCUGUGAACGUUGAUUACUAGGGUUUUUAACUGAUCGGCGAAGCGGAAUGGAUUUAGCUCGGCAGUCGAAACCGUUAUGGCGGCAUCAGGGAGAGAGGUGGAAGUUGGGACACCUGAGAGAGCCAUUGUAUGCAGAUCGAUAAUUUGUCAAUCGUUGUCAUAUUAGAAGAACUAUCCAUUCCAGAGCAUCAUUUUUGUACCAUUUAGGCCGACCUGCCUGUCAUUCGCCGUAACAGCCAUCAUCGCUGAUGAAGGAGAAUUUCACAUGCACUUAGCUAUAAGUAACAAGAGUUGCAAAGGUUCGUCCCAACACGAUUUCUAGUUGUGACUGAUCUCCAUUGACGGUCUGUGUUCGUUUAGACUAGAACUGAGACCAACCCCGGGGACUGACGGGGUACAUACCUCUAAAUUUCUGCUGAUCACAAUUUUUACUCGGCCGUUUAUCAGACCAUUGUCCGUCUUAUCUGCCUAAACCGAUGAAGAUCUAACCCGGUUUCACUGGUAUAUCCGAAGAGGAUAGCAUUCGUUGUGGUUGGGAUUCGUCGACUACACUCAUUUGGUGUUAUCCACCGAUUUGUAAGACAAACCAUAUGUGGUUACUGGGUUCAAAAACACUCGUGGAGCUAAGCACAAAAUAAGAUUCAUUAUGAAUGUUCAGCGGCGCGCAGGAAUAUGCUUAGAGUUAAUGAGAUAAAAAUCUGCCACUUUAUGUAAACAGAUGUUUCCCAUCCCGUUAGACCCCAUGCACGCGCGUUUCAGAGUUUCGGAAAGAUGCGUCCUUCGUAUACCUCGCAUGUUUUGGCGUCGUACGAGGACGUAUAUAUAUUGUGCUUUUAAUCGCUUCUCGUUACUGAAUGUAGUUUCUGAGUUCAGACUUCGCGUGACACAGUAAAAAGUGAUAUUCAUUUCCGUACGAUGGUCUUUUUCCAGUCGCCGUCAAUCAAAAGCAUCUGCUUUGGAUGCAUUUACUGACUUACGGUUGCUUGCGUUGUGGUAUUUUAACGCUUCACUCGUCCUCCGCUAAAAAGCGUCAUAUAUGGUGAGUGGUACAUUGAAGAAUUUCUUCGAACUUUAACCAAUCGAGUUUCGGUACGGAAAGUAGAAAGCGUGUACUGUAUAUAAGUCAAAAAGUUGACAACGAACUUUUCGCCCGGAUCAUUUCGAUGUCCAAUGCAUUGUCCCGUGCCUCAGGCGUACACUUUAACUGUCAGUUAUCUGCCCUCUUUCACGGCACAACCAUUCAAAGGCGCAUGCUUUCCGACUUAAUUAGAUUAGCGCCGCUCCACCUUAUCUACGAGAUGAUAAUGUAGAAGGGAGACAACUGCUACGCCUUUUGCGCGCAUUCAAACCGGGCCAUACUAGGGGGACAGAAGGCCGCUUUCGCAUAUACAACACGAUGUGGGUUCCGGAAGUCUUACCGGGUAAAUUUAGAUCUGUAUCAUUAAGGCUGUGGAUGAUCAGGACAGAACAAUCCAGAACACAGAGGAUGCUCGAUCAACAGCAGCUUUCUUGGAAGAUAACAAGGAAAACAAAAUUGUAAAUUGUACCCUCGGAACUAUGUAAGGAGAAUUGGAGGGUUAGCAGAUGCAUAGGGACAAUGACCUUGCCGUCAAUGACAGUUUCGUAUUUAUGCCAUUGGCCACAACUUUUGGGCCACGACGUGCAAUAUACACACUAGGUAUCGUAUAACGUAAUUUAUAUCAAAAUUCUGAAGUGCGUUUUCGAUUAAAAGGGACUACCUAGGUGGGGUGUCACACCGAUUAUCUUGCUUCGGAAUCCCGAGAUAUUUCAGUCACGGUAGGAUCUCGGCUUCCUAGCAGGCUUCUUCCAAACCACAUUCAAAAACUACACGAUAGGGAGCAACUACUUGACUAGUAUGCGUUUUUCUAUUGAUUCUCGAUACCCCUAUAAAUUCAAAUAUAUUUUGCAAAGAACACACAUAAAAAUACUCAUCCUCCUAUUCUCUUCGUAGUAAAUUAGGUCCUUUUCAAGUCUUGUUCUCGAAGAGGGGGUAUUCAAGUAGUUCUUCGGUGUUAUACCUGACAGGAGCAAGUUUGCAGCCCUAGGAGGAGGAGUCGCAAACGCCUUUUUGGUGUGCCUCUUCACGCCUCAUCAAAUGAGAGAAAACGAAUCUGGCGCGCUAGCCUAACGUGGUUGAGCAGAAGGGAGAACGUUUUAGCGAAUAAAGUGAUGGACGAAAGAGGAUAGUGAUGCGGUAACUAGUGCAGAGUAAAAAGUUGAAAACGUCUGGACUUUGCUAAGGGCUUUCUGUAACGAAUUCAAAGUCAUUUAGGCUUUGCGUCGACGAAGAUCUUAUUCCGAAUGGCAGCUUCGAAGUGUAGCUAAAUGAAAACAAUGAUUUUGGCAUUCGAGUGAAUUAUGGUAUCACAGAACUUCCUAUUGCCGUUCAUCCGAACGUGAACGUGAUCCGUCUCUAGUGGCGUCCUACUUUUGUCAUGAAGAAUGAAAUGACAUUGUUGUUAGUGUUGCUCCGCCUGCUUGGGGCAUCGUGGCAGUUGUGUGUUUUGGAAGUUGAGCAAAGUUGAGGGCCAUUUUCAAUGAAAGUAAUCUGUUGACUGAUUUGGAUGCAGUUUCGGAAGACAGUGACAAACUGAAUAAUCUGUUAUAUAUGUCGUCUAAAAUUCACAUAAUCUUCUUAAAAUUUCCAAAACCUAAAGGUUUCACGGAUUAUUUGAACAUAAUAAGCAGUUCUUUUGACGUUGUUACAGUACUGACAUAGCUAUUUUGAUUGCUCGUCAGUCUGCAUGCAUGUCGCAUUUCUAAGCGUAUGUUACUUAUCACAUAUCACUAUUAUAUCAGCGCUUCGCCCUUAACAGAGACCCAACCCCGUUAAUAGAAAUUACUGAGGAUGUUGAAAUUGCUGCUUGCGGGAGGCAGUCCGAGUAUGUUUCACAGUCUUUCCAACCGGUCAGCACAGACGAAGCCGGGUUCUUUUUUCAGAAUUCUUUCUCCAGUCGCGAACAAUAUCCUGUUUUUAAAAAAUCUUCUCCGGAAAAAAUUAGACAUUGAAGGAAUUGGAGUCUCCAGAUCCAGACGAAAUUCCCAUCAGGCUUCCCGACGAACUUGUUGGUGAAUAGUUCAUUUGAAACUGCAACACGCUCUCUCGAGUGAAAGCUGGUGCAUAUUACUCUCCAUGAAGGCGGUAACCGAGCCUCGGUGUAAAAGUACAGACCUGCAACCUUAAUGUAAAUCCUCUGCACAUUCGUGAAGAAGACUGUAAAGAGCGAGUUUAUGAACACCCUAGCGACCAAUAGUCUACUGUCGAACUGUUCACACGGCCGUUGGAUGGAAUGGUUUUGCACGGCCAUCUUGCUUCAACCUGUCGGGCUGGGCCCGAACCCUCGAGGAUAGGCCAGCGGUCCACAUCGCUUUCACUGGCUUCGAAAAGGCCUUUUAUUCGGCGUCACGCCAGCGACUUCUGUACAAACUUGAAACAAUUGGAAUCGGUGUCGACUUCCUAAAAUGGCUUAGCAGCUUCCCUGCGGGCAGCUUUCGGGUUUUCGUGCAGACCAGGAGAAAUGCCGUCCUACGAAGACGGGCUUUCCCAGGCUCAGUACUGAACCCAGCGUACUCGGGAGAUUACGUAAAAUACUUGGACUGCGAGACGGCACUCUUUGCAGACGACGAGAAGGUUUGAAGUCUAGUCCACAGCACUUCCGAUGAAGAUAGUUUGCAGCUCGUCAUAAGUCGGCUGGUGGGAUGGUCACUUGGUUGGUCUUCGUAGUUCGGAGACGACUAAUAUAUUUCACUCUUUCUAAGUAACCAAAACAGAUCCGUAGAUAAAAGAGCCAAUUUUCUCUGCCGGACCCCCUUGCAACAUGUAGAACCUCAAAGGUAUCUCAGUAUGCUGGCGUCAAAAUCGCUAACGUCGUUUGUUCGUUGUCCAAAGGUGGCUAAAUGCUCACCGUCCGUACCGCACGCCAUCAAGAGGGCCUUUGUAGAUUUCGAUGGAAACAACCUCUUCCUGAUCUUCGUAACAGUUUCGAGCCGGAAUUUGGAUCACGCCAGACAAGCCUUGUAGAACCUGAACAGCGCAAGGUGAUAAGUGCCACGAAAGGCCAUCAAGAUGGCUAAGGGUUAAAGUUCGUUGUCGUAUGCAGCCAACAAACCUAAAACUCUGCCUUCUGUAUGAUAGACAAAUGCAUUCUGCACUGUGAGUGGGUUGGAUUAUAGUCUGGUCUUUGACUGCUUCUUUGAAUUUUCUGUCACAACCAACUUUUGGGUUUACCCAUCAAAACUUGGCGUUCAGUGUGCAAGGUUGGAUAUGUGAAAUCGUCCUCCAGUAGGAUCAUUAAACCAUGGAAUGUCCCCCGGGCAGAUGUUGUCACCAUUGGUGGAGGACUGCAGAGGGAACCUUUGUGAAUUUAUGUUCCAAAGUGAACAGGAAUAAUUAGAGCUUCAUUUUCUCACUUAAUUUUCAUGUCCUAUUUUCGUGAACCUCGUUAUGCCAGCGCACCAGGUUUUUUGUAUACAGCCCCGUGUUUUAGAUUCCCGCUAGGAUUUCCAAAGGCUCGCCCCCAUAUUCGUUUCAACAAACUGAAAUGGGCUGAUCUGAACUGUGUACUGUCUCCCCCCUCCCCCUUUCAAUGUCACUUUUAUUUGAAGUUUUACGGAUGUUAACUAUAUUCUGCAAAGACGGCUGUGCAUGAUGCACUCGUCAUAAGAUGCAUCUGAUAGGUGUUGCUCUCUGCGUCUUUCUUCUAUGGAGGUCUCAUCUUGGCUCGGGGUGGCGCAUACUGCAUUUUGAGGUUGUUUAUUUUGGUAUAGUACGAUGUAGCUAUUACCCUCUACGUGGAACACCCUAGCAUCCGUCGUCUUCAAAACCACAUAUGUACAAGAAUUUAUUGCCUUAGGAAGUUGCUUGUAGCACUAACAUUUCCCGUAAUCACUCUUCCUGGCUUGUAUGAAGUGUUUCUACAGGAGGUGUUCCUUUUAGCCAACCCGUUUGUGCAUGGUGACCGAAGCCACUCUAAACGUUGUGCAUUUGUGUACUGCAGUCUCCUUAUUUUCUGAACGCUCUAUUGGGCAAGUUUUCUGCCCAUACAAUUUUCUCCCGGACUUCACCAUUUUCCACAUUUACACUCAGGGUGUCUUUCAUGUGUUCUUUUUCAUAUUUCCAUUUCUGUUCUUCAGGCCUACGACGUGUUCGUCCGAGAGCGCCUUUGCACCCACGUCAUCACGUAUCUAUCCGAAAGCCCUCAGAACCAAAAACUUAUUCUUGACGGCCUUGAGGGCUCCUAUGCCCUCUGCCUUAUAGGUAAAUACUCCAGUUUGUGUUCUGCUAGUCAUGUUGUUUAUUUUGUGAUUUUGAAGACCUUCGACCUUCUGUCCACAGCACCUACAGUCCCGGCCGCGUUCUUAUAGACUAUCCCUACCCCUCGUUCAUAGGUCUAGUAUUUAGUCCUGCGCAAUUUAGCCACCUGGGAAGGGCGGACAGAAGCCACCUGAGAAGUAGAUUGAUUGUACGUCGGAAUUCACACAACCGUACAUGUUCAUUGAUGAGGAACAGCAAAACAGACGAUCAUCGUAAGUUGUCACAGUCAGUUGGCGGCCGGUUUUGUAAGUCUAAGGAACACUACGCGAGAAUAGUUUUGAGGGCAGAUUGAUGCACCGCUCAGUUCAGAUCUUUCAGGGGUUAAAAAGCCUCUGUUUUCGCUCGAGUCAUCCGGCAAAAUUUAAGCCAACAGUCAUCCUCGGGACAUAAAGUGCGCUUGGGUGUUCCUUGUUACCUCAACUCCGAGCUCAUUUGAAUUCUGACCAUAAUUGUCGUCCAAUUUGGAUGGCGCGGUCUCAGUGAUACUAGGUGUAUAUAUAUCGACUUUUGAAAAGCGCGCGAUUCCGCUGUCUACUCUCAAUGACCUGUCUCCAGUCGCCCCUGGCACCCUUUUAUUGUCAGUUUAGUAUGCUAUGCCUUCAAACCAUUCCUUGUGUCUUUCGGGGACUAGCACGAGAAUAUCGUAUUGUAAAGGUACAUAUGGAUUUAUUACGGGUUAUUUGGCCGCAAAAAGACUGUUUUUGGAUUCACCGCUGUAGGCCAAAAUCCACCUGAAGAAUCCUUUCAGUUGCGUUCGACUACGUGCCAUACAAUAGUUUCCGUUGCGGCGGAGAAUCUGCUGACAUCAUGCGCCUUCCUUUAUACCUUGGACCCCUUCCGCUGUUGCGAGUUAGCUUAAUGUAGGCAGUUGUCCUGUUUCUCACUUCCUCCAUAAUCUUGUGUUUAGGAAGACUGCAUGAAGCACAUUACGGAGUUUCUGUAGCACACACCUACGAGCUACAUCACGAGCAUCUACGACUUUAAAGACGCCAGUCGUGUGUGUUCCACUGACUGAAGGCAAACUUUGUUCUGACUUGCAGAUCAGCUUAUGUCAGUAGGUCCGAAAUGUGCCCUCUACUGGGUAGAAGCGGCCUGUACUGCACUUCUUCGAAUGCUACAGUAGGUGGGCUAACUCAUGAAAUCUCAAUCGAAACUACGAAAUGCGUUUUCGUUUCGAAAAGAAUAAUUAAGUAUGGUUGUAAAACUAAUUAUCAUGCAACAAAAUUUUAUAUAAUUCAGUUACCACAGGACGCCGACUUUCGAACGAACUUCUUUCCGGCUGCAUGCAAAAACUGUACUCUGUGAGAAAUGACUACUUACGUAGCAUGUAUCUUUCACAUUGAUUUUGGAUGUCCUUAAAAAUUUAGUUAUAUAUCAUGGAAAACAUGCGUAAAAUAUUCAUUAUUCUGCUUGUUCGGUAGAAAAUUACGUCCAUUGCAAUUUUUAUACUUGAACGAAGGGUAUAAUUUGGUUUUCAAAAACUUUUCCAAUUCCCGAAAAUUUUUGAGCCCGACCUGCCGUUACACUUCCAUUCAAACUACAUUUAAAACUGCAAACUACAAAGCUGUAUAUUUUCCGCGUACGAAAAACCGUAAAUUUCCCUACGGUAUUAAAAGGAGACCAUAUGGAAUUCAUAGAAUUUAGCAGUGGAUUUGAGCCAUAUUGUUAACUUUACAAGCCACAUUGGUAAAUCCAAAGACAUGACGCCUUGUGAACGGAUAUUUCACGGUAUUUAAAGAUCUCACAAUUAGAAAAUUUUUUAAAAUCAAAUUAUACCAUUCGUUCAAGUAUAAAAUUUGCAAGGGACGUAAUUUUCUGCCGAACGAGCAGAAUAAUGAAUAUUUUUAUGCAUGUUUUCCAGGAUACGUAACUGAAUUUUUAAGGGCAUCAAACAUCAAUGAGAAAGAUGCAUGCUGCUGAAGUAGUCAUUUUUACAGUGUAUUAUUUUUGCAUUCAACCUGAAAGAAGUUCGUUCGAAAGCCGGCAUCCUGUGGUAAUUGAAUUAUUAUAGGAUUGUGUUGCACGAUGAUUGGUUUUACAACCAUACUUAUUUAUUCUUUUCGAACCGAAAACGCAUUUCGGAAUUUCGGUUGACAUUUCAUGAGUUAGCCCACCUACUGUAUCUGGCUUGACCUCUUUGUGUCGUGGUCGGCAACGCACAUUGCCUUUUCGCAUUAUUUUGUGUGAAUAACCUUGCCGUUGUUUAGUGCCCGCCGUUCCUAUCGUCAAUCCCCGUUUUACUUCACACUUUCAGCCAACCUCAUCCACUUGAGUCUUCUAGAGGUGGAAGUUCUUGUCGAACAUUGCGAAGAGUUCUGCGUAAGCCUCCAUCCAUUUUCAUCAAUUUCGCCUGCAUUGCCUUGUUGAGACAGUUGUUACACCCAUCCCGACACAUUUUUCCUACUCAGUCAAGGCAUUGGUCAUUGAAUUUGGACUUUUUAGCCACAUCGUUUCUUUUUCAGACAAAGUAAAUGUCGUCCGCUUCCUUAAAUCCCUUUAAACUCCCACUCGGUUUGCUGUUUGAAACACAAUGGGGUUUAGAUUAGCCCCUUUUGACUUCAUUCUAGCUAAUCGUCACGCUCAGCAUUUUACGCCCUCAUCCCCUUUUUUGCACUCAUCAGAUUGUGCUGUCAAAGUUGCUCGAUCGUCUGGGUGGCUACGUUGGCCGCAAGAAGUCCAAUCUCACUAGCUGGCAUCCAAUUCUCGGCUGGUUCGCCCAUCCACUCGAUAAUUAGUGAGUUAUUCGCUCAAAUUAUGUGACGUUCAGGUGAGAUUUUGAGGGCUCUCUGGAGCGCAGAACGGUGUUUUUUAAAGCACGCAUUCAUCUUAAGCGCGGGCAGCGUGGUCAACAUUCCUGAAAGGCUCCAAGGCACAGUGCAAGCCUUUUAGACAAAUUCUUCCCUCCAUCUUCUGUCGUCUUCUGUUUAUGUUAAUAUUUGUCUUACUCCUCUUGACCCACUGGUUACUUUUAACGGAUGAGCUUAUUUCCUCCUCCAUGUAUGCACUCUGAUAGUAAUGAGUCUUUUUGCAAAGUUCCGCAAUUUCUAAUCAGACAACAUUUUGAAAUCAGACACUCUCAGGGAUAUUCACCCUUUUUUAAGAAAGUGGUCUUGUUUCUUGCAAUUCCCCGAGGGAGCUCCUCUCGACUCAAACGUCUCACCUGGCUGUCGCCGCAUGCCUAAAAGUGAUACCUUUUUCCUGAAAAUUCAAUCACCGCUGGAUCCGGUGGGCCAGGAGGACUAGAGGUGGGACGGUAAUCAGGCCGUUUCGAAAAUGGUCUAACCUAAUCUUAUUUAUCCUGCCGGUUUCGGUGCAAUAACACUGAUACUUAAGUCCCUCCUCAGUUUGACCAUGCCCUGCCUUGUCCUCAGUGCUCUCACAGAGUUCUUAGGUUUGACAGGCUUCCAACUGUAGAGGUCACUCAACACCCAAAAAUGGCUGUCAAUCAUGAACCAUCGUGAAUCGAUUAUUCGUGAUAUUUUGGUUUCUCCGCGGCUCCUGACUGGCCAGCUGCCGCCGUCGACAUUUUGGUCAUAUGCUAAAGGCAUUUGACCUACCAGACCCUCUAAGGAGUCACGAUACCAACUUUCAUGUGCCUCGUGAUUACGAAAGUGUCGGUGCAUUGAAAUGUGCCCCUUUCUCUGUGCAUUCUCUCUGAAGAUGAAACUUUAAUGGCUGAAAGUCCAUCUAUAUUUGACUGACUUUUGGAUGCGUGUCGAAAUUUUCCCCUUAUUUCAUAGUAUUUCACCUCUUAUAGUUUACUUACUUUGUGUUUUCACUGAUUUCCCUCCAAUCGCUUCCCGUUUCAUCACAGGCGCGCAAAAUGUGCAGUUGGCCAAUACUAGUUUGAACUACCUGGAAUGCUCCCAAGUCUCCCGGCACUGGUCUACACAACAGCCGAAAUUAGACUUAAGUGUGUUAUUUGGAGCAAAUUCCGGCAGUAUUUUGUACUCAUUGUUUGGUAAUGUUGGACUGUGCAUGCCAAGGCCAGGUGAAGGCUAGGGGUUUCAGCCAGCGUUUCUUGAGCCCUCUGCGUUGUGUGUACUAGACCAUAAUUCGUCCGUCUCAGGCGCUGAUGUCCACUCCGUUCCAUAAGAUGGAUUCAAUCCUAUUUCACCCAUGAAUUUGUUUGUGGUAGUAGAUUCACUUCUUCUGGGUGCUUAGUCCGAGGGAUGUUUUGUAGGGGAUGGGAGCAGGUUUUUAAAGUGCACUUUUUUCAAACCAAGUAAGAAUUAUACUUUUCUAUGGCAAAAGUAUCCUGCUUGACUUUCUAACGGUAGACGGCAAGUAAUAAUGGAAAUCUUGCCACGACAAAUUUUGAUUUCAAGUAAUUGCAGAUUAAUUAUUAGGUAAGACGUUUUGCAAUGCAUGAAAAGUAUCAUGGGUGUUUAUUCCGAGAGUCGUGCAGUAAUUCCCCACAAUAAACCCCAAAUACAGGCUACAAACGUCUACUCAAAGGAAAAAGCCUACGAUUGUAGCAGCACCGCUGCGGGAAUAUCUCAGACUAUCGAAAAAUACGACUGAGGCUUUUUAGGGACAUUCCUCGCCGGCCCUCCCAUGAUGUCCUUUGCUGCCGUCCUGACUCCGACGUCGCCGUCUGAUUGUAGGCGACGCAUGGGUGGCCGGUCCAAAACUAGUGUAGAAGUAGAUUGCCCUGGCGUCUAGGUGGCUCGAUGUUCGGUAUUUGUCCCUGGAGAGGGGGGUGACCUGCGAUCACAAAAUAUGCCAUCCUCAACCAAUAAUUGCAGAGAGGCAUUAUGCGAGGCCAAUUAAAUCGAUUCGAAUCGCGGUGAUUUCAAGCACAAUUUUUCUUCUUUGCAGCUUGCGUAGGUCCUUUCGUCUAAAGAUAUCCUUAAAAUCCAAUUGAGUUGCAUUUGCAGAGAAAAUUUGCAACUUUUCCGAUAUGUUAGCACUAGGAGGCAUUUAUCUAAAUUCGGAAUACUCGUGGCUACUCAGUUGAAAUGCGCUUAUUCGACAUUAAAACCCCGGCUUCCGCCAAAAAAACUUUCUACGACCGUGUUUUUCUCAAAUUCUCUCAUUCACCAGCAACAUCGGCACAAUUGAAUUCUGCGGGGCUUCAUCGUGGUCGUUCUUGUAUAAAACUCGCCACCCUCUUGUUUGCCAUGCUAGAAUUCAAGUUCAUUUAGAUUCAACCCCUACUACGACAGGGAUGUGGUUAUUAGUAAUUUAGUGGGCCAACGCCCUCUUCUGCUAGGCACACUCUUAGCUGCCGCGUUUUUUCUUACACACAGCCUACAGGCAGCAGUGCCCCAUGUGACCAAUCAGCUACGCUUAUUAUGGCAUGGUCGCAUGGUGCGACUUCUGUUCGCUGACCUCUACGAGCAGGAGGGCCUAGAUGGGACCCAGGAUCCUAUCGAAACUGUCUCCCCUACCUCCGGUCAGUCUCGCCCUGCUGCAGUGGCCGCUGCUACUGCAGCUGCCAAGUCCAACUCCUCCUCAAAGGCGUCGCAGAAGCGAUCAGCACGCAUCCGUCCCGGUGAGCAGACAGUCACUGAGCGCCAAUCUGUUGAAGGUCUGUUACCACCUAAUCCACCAAGCUUCGUUUCCCGCCGGACAGCUGCCAGUCGGUUCACGGAGCGUCUGACGCUAAGCCACUUUUUGCGCCAACUGGCUGCCGCCCGUCAUUCCUCUGCUCUUCCAGGUUGCAAAUUCAAGUAUAAAAAUGAGGGUUCCUCGAUGCCAACCUAUCCACACCACCAGUCUCGCAACGGUCCCGGUCCAGAAGACCUCCCACAGUCCAUCAAAGCUGUAUGUAUGCUAUACUGCUUCACCAUCGGAUCUCUCAAGGAGAUCAGGAACGACAUUCUUGCCGGUGGGUGCCAUCUUCCAUUCUCUGUACACCCGCUUGUGAAACAACAAAUCUACCCAUAUAUUCGUCAUAAAUUUUGAAAUUGGGUCUCGAAUAUAUCCACUUACCUUAAGCACUAUACUCGUAUCACCAUCUUUUAGGUUGGAAUCUAGUGGUUUUCUUUUUGACCUGCUAUGCAUGUAUUUGGAAGGGCGUCGUGGCCGCCACAAGCUUCCAUGGCGUUUGCUCAUCGUUCCUUGAAUGUGUAGGCCGCUUCUUCAGAGUAAGGCUAGACUAUCACCUGAUCAGGUAUUGGCCGACUAUGCUCGUAAGCGCGCAAUUCCUAACAAUUAGAACACCGGGUCCGGACAAGCUUGCACAACCAGAAGGCGUUUGUUACUGGGUGGGAUAGAGCCGCCAACUCCCAAAUUCGCGCCGAAUGCUCCACAUCUAGGCUCUUUUAGCCAAGCAGACCAGCUGUGAGAAUUUGCUAAGAUUUCCCUUUUCCUAAUUCGCAAUGAGCCUAUUUUAGUCUGGGCCGUAUUUAGGCCAUAGAAACUUUCUACUCUUGGACUUGCAUACAAUGUUAGAUGUCCGUCGCAAUUCUGUCUUUUGUGCUUAGGGGUGCGGUCCCACCAGCAGAAUUGCCUAUCCCGUAAUGUCUCCACGACACAGGUCAGAAGUAACUCCUCCUCCUGCCAGCUAGUCAAAUGCAGUCUGCCCUUUUUAUUUCUCUCUCCUAGGGCAUUUUGUACUUCAGUUCUUUCCAUUGAGACCACAGGCUAUGGCCCUCGUAGUACUCUCACGUUUCAUCCAGUGUGUAAUAAUUUUAUUUGCUGUGAUGUUGUGUUUAAGUACACCAGACGCUUAUUCAGCUUCAACAAUCAGGCAGGUUGGGAUAGCCCACCACAAUCGCCAGUACCCUAAGCAUCCUAAUGUGGUAUUUGUAGCACUCUCACAUGCAUAAGGUCCGAGCUUCCUCCCUUUUUGUGCAAGCCUGGUCCAGUGUUCGUGGGUCAAGUUGUAUGAUGCACACGUGGACAGGCUGUUUAGCUUUGCUAGCCGCCCCGCUGGAGCAUGUCCUGUAGUCGUCCUGAUUGUCUUGCCACCAGGUCCAGGUAGGUGAGGGAGGAGAGUGCUUCAGAUACUGCGCAAAUCUGAUGUCACUAUAAACUGAUUCAUGCGCAAGUCACUGCCCUGCGCCGACCAGGUCGUGGGACACACGGUGGAUGUCGUCACAUUCAACGGUCGAACUGGCAUAAUUUAAAUGGGCUGACGGCUAGAUCGCAGUUGGUAGCCAGGAAUGGGAAGCGGACGGCAACCUUAACCCUAAUCCUAACUUUAACCCUAACUCUAACCUCGACCUUAAACGUUAACCGUUAACCCUAACAGCAACCCUAACCGAACUCGUAAACGUAACCGUAUCCCCUAGACAUAGCUGUAACUGGAAAACCUAACCGUAAUACUGAAGCCUACUGGUACGCUCAAACCCUAACCGUAAACCGAAAACCUAAGCCUAAAGGCAUAACCCUAAUUCAAAAAUCCGAAACCACUAGCCGGUACCCUAAUCCUAACAUAAAAUGUAAAACGGAAGCCAAAUGGGUCAGAUGUGAUUACUGAGCCCCACAAAAUAGCCCCAGUAAACAAACCCCCCCCCCCCCCGCCAUCUGUAAUACGCGGCCUGACCACCAACUGCGAUCUAGCCGGAUUGACUGCUAAUUCCUUCCUCCCCCUCCCCUCCCCCCCCCCAAUCUUAAAAGGACCCAGAGAUGACUUGCGGCCAAUUUGGAUUAUAGUAGAGGGGACUUAAUCCGUGUGGGUCUCGCUCUCAUCGUACAUACAUUGUGCCCUAUUGGCAAAGAAAGGUCAAGACGUUUGCUCCCGCCUACGCAUUCCACACAAUUGCGCCUUUACCUGUUCACCUGAACCAGGCGUCAUUAACCCGCAUGCCAUACUGGUGAGAGUUGCGAUUAAGGCACGUCCAGUGCAACCCGACCUCCGGUCUAUAGCAAAACCGGGUACUCACCCUUUGGCAAUUUUUGAAGCCUUGACUCUUCCAGUACCUAGAUAUCUUAAAUGCGCGCCAAAUUAUGGUGAGAUGGUUGCGCAAGUUUGCCCUCCUUCGUUCUUCUGUCGCACAUAAUGGACCACCGACAACACAAUGUCAAGUUCACUGAGGAUUAGAUUGGGCGCUGCGGUUGACAGCACAUAGUCUUGUCUUUUUACGUGCUAAACCCUCUCGCCUCAAUUUAGGUGUGACUCAACGAGGCCGGUGCGGAUAACCUAGUAGUGUAGUACGCCCUCCCUGAUGUGCUGAGUCCCAUCUCGCUCGUGUUCUAACUGUUUCAAAUCUACCACCGCCACCAGGCCUAACUCUGGGCGAUCUUCUGCCGCGAAUGUGGAGGCUCAUCAGCCACGCCGGUUGUGUCCGCGACUGGGCAGCUGUUCUGGCCAGUCCACAGGCUGGCUGGCAGCUUGAGCCCCAAGCAUCCCACCUGCUUCACCUCUUCACCGCCGCCGCCUCCAACCUUCUCAUGUAGGUCACCCACUUUAAGCAAUUCCACUCCUUAUUGGUAAGAUCGUGAUUUCCGAUCUGGCUUAUUAUUUCGCCGGCACUUUCUUUUUUACAGCAUCCUCGACGAUGUUGAGGUGUUCGAAAAGCAAAAAGCCUUUGAACUGGAGGAACUUAUGGCCAUAUCAGACUUCUUCAAUCACCUCAUUUAUGAAACGGUUCUGUUAAAGCCCGAUCGUAAGUUGACUCCCCGUGCCACUCCUAUGAUCGGUGUAGUUAUUUUAUGUCAAUCCUCCAUACUUAUCUGGAGUGCUUUUCAUUCUCACUCAUCACUCGUAAGUCUUUGUACGGAAGUCUUAGUGGAAGCAGAGCAAGCGCAGAAAUCCGCUCUGUGGUUAAUGUUAAUUUUUCUGCAACCAAUUCACCUUCUUCUUUCGUAACCUUGAUGGCAACUUUUAAUAGCACUUUUCUGUACUCAUGACGACACUCAUUAAUGUCAGUGCUCCACAUGACCGAAUCGUCUCAAUCGGGGCCAUGGUUGAUGGGUCUUGUUCCUGGCCGACUCUGGAGGCGCGAUCAAGGAAGGAUUUAGAGAAUAAAUCGCAAGCAUGAUCAUUGACAUGCUUCCAGAUGAUGGAUAUUCACAGAAUGCCUUGGCUGUGCGUCGCGUCCAUAUGGAAGGAUUGUCUUGACGGAAGCCGCGUCCUACGCAGUUUUGGCUUUCUGGCUGUUCUCACGUCCAAUUCAUACGUUUCGGCAGAGUCAAAGACUAAUUGCGCAUGCUUUCCUUUUCACCUAACUAGUUUUUCAGGCAGCAGAAGCUGUCCACUAGCACAAAUGUUUCACCGUAUACGGUGACACGAUAGAGAUCUGCGACCGUUAAACCCAUCCUGAUUGUGCUUUCUUCGAGGAUUAUAUUUAAAGACCCAUUUGGACUGCCUGCACACAGCACUUUGUAUUUCCGUAAAGGCGUUUGUCCUCCCAAACUCCUCAAGAUUCAAAAAAUGCCUUUUCGAGUCACCCGAUCGUUGUAUGGCAUAAUAGGCUGUAAAAAAGAGCACAAUUGGAGUGAUCUCACUGCGCCCCGAACAUCUGUGCGGUUACUUAGUCUGCGAUUGUGGUUAGUUAUUGAUACAGGUCUGUUUGAUCUUUGCACCCGAAGUGGAGCCGCCUAAAACGGCGACUAGCAGUCGUACCUGCUCCGUGCAAGCUCUGGAUAUAACACGGAUGAAUAAAGUGCUGCUUCGUUUGUCCUCUCGUACUCUUAAGGUCUUUCAUUUUAACUACAUAUUUGUUAGCUAGAGAAUGCAUUUCUUCGCGCUUCUUCCCCCCCCCCCUGAUGAAAUGAAGUGACCACAGGAAACAGCGAAUAAUGCCUACCACAUCACCUACUCCAUAAGCGUCCUACAAGUUCCGUUUGAAUGUCAGUUUUAGGCCACAGACUGUCAAUGGCAGAUACUUAUGAGUUGUAUUAUGGCAGUGAGAUUUAGCGAACAGGCUCGGCUGCAUUCUAUUCCAGCUGUUAUUAUGUGUACCCUGAGUUGGUUUCAAGUCUUCAAAACCACGUUAUCAAAGUCAUUUGUACUAAAACUGACUCCUUGGUAAUCGAUUCCGUUUUUUGUCUGUCCUACAGCAUCUACGUUGCUCUUGGUUGACUCCAUCCAAAAGCACGCGGCCUCGAGCCCUUCAAGACCAGAUGCAAACGAUGCUGCGAUGAACGGUUCUCAGUCUUCCGUUACCGGACCUACCGUAUUUGCUAUUUGCCUUCGCUUCCUUGGGGUUCUGUACGAUCGCGAUGGCCGCCGGAAAUUCACACCAGAGGGCUUUUGGCUGAUAAAGUAAGUUGUCACCGCCUCCUCGACUGUUCUAAGUGAAUUUCCGUCGCAGGCUCGACCCGGUCGUUAAGGUCCCCCUGGAAAAUGGUUGCUAAAGAAUGUCGUCGACAAAAGUAGCACAGACACACAUACAUACGGCAGUCCGACCGCCGUGGUAGACGGUGACUUCCGUGUGAAUUAGUUUAUAGAGAUGGGGGACUUGCGCAGCAUCCAUCGCACUCAUCUACUAUCACACCCCCUGGUCCAAAACGUACACUUACUAGGAUUUUAAACAACAAGAAAAGAAGGAGGGGGCAGCUCGAAUCUCAGUUGGCGCGGCGUGAGCCUUCACCUGGUCCUGCCGCCACCGCACCUCAGUGUUGGCAUUUGUUGCGGAUGCUCAUUCCCAAUAACGCCUGCCGGACUCCGAUCUAGUCCCCGUGUUGGUCCAGCGCAUCUACCGCGAGGCCCGUGGUAGGGGCACAGCACACACACACACAUACACUGAUUUAAUCGUUUAAUCGACUGGAACUCGGCAGUCUUCCAUCUUAGUCAUUUUACCGGUCUUGGUGGUCGCCUAUCAUCCUAGCCUUCUUCAGUCCUCGUGCCCAUUCAUCCCUAGUAUGAGCUACUGGCGAAUUCUAAAACAGAUAACGUGGUUGUUUGCAAAGCCCGAGGUAUUAUUUCAAUCGCUCAGAUACAGGAAGAUGCGGUGAGCAAGUGUAGUGCACAGGAUUUUCUGAUCGCCUUGUACCAGUUUGUCCUUCUCAAUCCACCCAAUUCUAGCCCAGAUUACAAUGACCUCUCAAAUAUCCACCAGCCAUCACUGACGCUGAUAAGUGUAUGCAAAUGAGGCUCGCGUUCUCGUCCUCGGCGACUUUUGUCCUUUUUAUCUACUCCCACUCCGUGUUUUUCUGUUAUUUUUCUUCCUCUCAAAUCUAUGGCCAAAGCCAUCAAAGGUCCAGUUUCGAUUUGUAAUUUACACAAUUUGAGAUGGUCGCCGGCCCCUCAUACUGUACCAAUCUACCCCAUAAUUAUAAGUUCACCUGCCUUUUGGCCGACCUCCCAGCAGGUUUGAACAGAUCGACUCCGCGUAACAUGUGACUUAUAGGAUGAGAACGUUUGGUGUGAACAAGGUUUUACUGCGUAAUGAUAGAUAGAUAGUAAGAGUGGUCCCAUAGCUUUAGAUUCCACUUUGUUGUCAGGCGUUUCUUUGCGUCUGGAGUGGGAAUGAGGCGCACUGUAAAUGGUACGUUAUGUCCAGUUUUAAGUAAAUGUCACCACAGUCCAGUAGGAUGAGAAAAAUCCGGUGAUUAGCACUCACAAGUUGAUUUUUUAAAACAAAUUAAACGGACUACAGUCAUUUUGACGUACAGAUUCCUAGAGAUGUAAGUUCGACGGAUUUUAAGCGAAAAUGGAUUUUGGGCGUUGUCUGCAGCGGGUCUUUGCAGUAGGAGGAUCGGAUAACGCCUGGAUAGAUCGAAGACCGUGAUGGUUAAACAUGUAGUAGUUCGUGAAAAAUGCUGUAAGAAACGACAAACCUGAUGGAGGCGGAGUUAUACAUCUCAGAUAAUAAUGUCAGUACUGCUUUAGGUAUCUGCGAGAGACAAGAGUAUGCGCAUUAUCCAGCGAGAUUUGCCGCUGGAGUUUCCACAGAAUCAUUAGAAAUUGAUUGCUUCUCCCUCAUCAGAAGCUCCUGCAAGUACCACCGUUGAUUAAGUACCCCAAGGAACAACGAAUGCACUGGACUGAUGAUCAGGCUGUCUGGGCAGAUAAGUGACCCAAGGUGAUCUUCCCUGAUAAAAAUAAAUUUUGAUCUGGAUGGUCCGGACGGCUGAACUGUUUCUAGCAUGACCGGCGUAAGGAUUCUGAUACCUGCAGUAGAUGAUCGUGUGGAAAUUGUAAUGCGAUGGUCUGGGGGCUUUUGUUUCGCGCAGCAAGUUGGAAUUGGCGUUUCAACGAUAAAAAAUGUUGCCAACCAUACGUUGACACAUUUUCUGCUUAACUACCGCCUUGUGUAGGCCGACACAGCAGUGGGCGCGUGGUAUUCCAACGAGACAACUGUGGUAUACAUAGAAAUCAUGGAUUGAAACAGUGGCUAAGAAGCGGCCGAAUCGAGCCAGUGACUAGCCAUCUGAGCACCGAUCUUUAUCUAAUUGAGGAUAUGAGAACUGUUAUUAGGGUGUGUAUAGUGCAAUGACUCAACUUUCCAACUGAAGAAUCAACUGAAGGAGGCUAUUUAGUAGGUGCUAGAUGCGCCGAGUGAACAGCAUUUGAAAGUUUGAUUAACACAAUGAAUAACACUUGUUUUAAAAUUGUGAAGAGAAAUGUAGGUCAUGUAUCCUAACAAAUUAAGCAGUGACAUUGCAGCGUUAGUGGCCUUAUAAUUGCGGACCAGCUGCCUAUUGACCAUUACUACUUGGCAGUAGGAUGGAUCAUUUUGUGAUAAGACCUUUUUCACCCAAAAGUCUGUCACUCUUUUACUUUCUGAUGCAAAAGACCGCUUCGAUCUACUCAAAGUUAUUAGAACUUCAGCCAAAACGCAGGCGGUUGUAUUUAAUCUGCUGAUUACUCCACAACUACUUUGCAUAUCUCUUUAUUCUAACUGAAUUUCGUUUGUUUUUACCUAUGUACUGCAUGGGCUUUUAGGGAACUGAAACCAUCAGCCUUUUUGGCGGACUUGAGGAAGGAAAAAGUUCAUGCAACGUUCCUCCUAAAACACGUCCCACAUAUUAUUCCCAGGAAAGAGGCAAGGGCAUUUCGGAAAUUUUCUUUUCGUCUGUUUACUAGCCUGCUGCAAAUUUAUUUCUAUUUGUCUUACCUUUGCCGUGCAUUGUUGUCAGAUAUGUACAACCGAUCUCCUCAAAUGAGCUUCGACCAGUUUCCUAGAGUGCCGAGCCAUUUCACCGAACUAAGCCACUUUAGGGACCCAGAAAAAUUUCCAGCGCACCCUCUUGAUUUGUGUAGAAAAUAUGCCUAGUUCAUGGGGUUUAUUGUUUCGGGCCUCAAAAAUUUCACCGCUUCAGACCGUUAUUCAUCGGCUUUUCAGCCUUUUUCAAUCCCCUUUAGCAAAUUUGUCUGAUAGGGUCGACCAUGUCCUCAAUGUCAUGCUGUUAGUCAGUCUGCACACCCUCAUACCUACCCUGUUUAGGUUUUGACUUGGAAAUUCUACAAAGUUUGGCAAAGUAUUGCCGUCGAUUCGACUCUACUUCCCUUGUUAUAUCGACUUUUUCCAUUCAGAAAGCUGGCGAGUUGAGUUGGUUCGUCGGUAGCAUGGAAUUUUCUUCGCUCUUGAUCAUGGCCCAUGAGUUCUAGGCGUACUGCAAAAACAUCACUGAAACAUUGUUUACCUUUUAAAAAUCUGUUGAUGUUUCAGCUCAAUAUGUGUAUAAAAACCAUUCUUCGCAGGCUUACUUUAAUAGAGCCCAAUUCCUAUGUCAGAUCCAGUGUCCGAUUCCUUUUUGAUUUGCCGUGCCAAGUAACCACGCUGAUUUUUUCAAUUUCGAGUGAUCUCGCCCUCAAGACUGCUUUUAAACUAAUUUCAACCAUGCAAGGACAUUGAGAUGUUUCAGGCGACAAGGAAGACAGUGUACCUCAUACCUCUCAAGUCUUAUCUAACGAGACACUCGAAAGUGCGGAAUUAGAGGAUUCCGCUACCGAGCUUGAUCAGUAUUGGGGUUUCGUGGACGGUAGUUUUUCCAUCAGACAGCUGGGAGUUCUACAAGUCUCAAACCCAAACUAAUACAGUGCCGACAUUCCUUCCCGGAAAAUAAUAGCCCUCACUAUUUGUGUGUCUGUCCUGACCUUCAGCGACUGCGUAGUUUUCGUGAAAUAAAGCGGCGACAACAGGCAGAAACAGCUAUAGCGUCUGGUUUUGAAUCCUACAUCAGCGUGGAUGUCUGCCACCGUCCAAAGUCCGUUUCACCAUCUGGGGUCCUCGGGAAAUUAAUACCCCCGGCAGUUAAUUCUCACUUCAUACUUUAUGACAGCCGCCUCUUGGGGACAGGCGGACUGCUCAUUACCUGCCCGAGAACCGGUCAGUCAGCGGCGGGCGUAUUACCACACAAAGGACACGUUACUGCUAAUAUCGCUAUAGUUCCUGUCUAUUCGCUAGCGCCGCCUGCCGACCGGCGCGAUAGCGGAACCUUCUACUUCCAACUGCAGGAACCGCCUGAUGGACUCUCCUCACCACUUUGUUGUCAAGUUCGGCUUCUUGCUGGUUAAUGAGAGCAUCAACCUAAUCCUCCUUAAAGUUUCACCCCUCGUGCCGCCUCUUUUUUUGGUUUAAAUGCGUUUUAUCUUUUGUUCCCUACAGAGAGUCAUCCUUUUCCGCGAACUUGUGCGAGCGAACAAGGCAUCUCUGGGUAUUUUGUCUCAAACAAACUGCAUGCUGGACAGUGCCGCUGUCGGUGCAGUUAUCAUGAUACACAGAAACCGCAUUGUUGAGGUACGCUGAGGAUUUUUAAUGAUUGCCUAUUUCAUUGUGAAUGAAAAACGCGGUCUCAACGUUGCUGCUCUCUCUCUCUCUCUUUGGGCGCAACAAUUGUCAUCCUCUCUAGAAUCACAAAAUCUCCUUUUAUAAGACUUUAUCAAUUCCUUUCCCGGAUCAAAUAAUUCAACCAGCCGCAUCAUGAAACCAUGUUAUCCUCCCUGCAAAAUGCUAGCUGUCAACUGAGGUCUUGUUGUGCUUUGAAAAGUCUGAUUUCGAUUCCUGUGACUAGACAGUGCCGCUCUUCAAGUUGUUGGUAUUCUCAUUUGAAAUUAACAUGGGAAAAUUUGUCUUCCAAACACAGAAAUCAGAGGAAUAAUUACCUAAGAAAUUGUUUCUCAAAGUUGCCCUGGUCGCGUCGGCAGUGCCGAAAGUUGUUAAACUGCGAUUGGACACUGCACAUAUGUAUAUUUUAAACUAGAAAGGAUCUUCGACGGUGACUGGUGCGAAACAGUUCUCCACGUCUGCUCAUAUGUGAUAGCAGGUUCACUCUUAGAUAAUAAACUUCACUGACGCCGGUGUCAGCAACGGUCAGGAAGAGCUCACUGCAUAAAUAGUUUGCAUUUUCCUACAUAUUUUGUGUGCUUGUAUUGAUUUGGUUAUAUUUUCUCGAUUUUUUGGGUUAUGCUGUCUUGAAGCAUCAUACCUCAGAGGAGUUAAUAUUUCGCUUUUAACAAAUUUUUUCACCGGGCGAUUCGUUGAGACAUUCGCUCGAGGGCAUGUAUAAUCUGACAUUAUCGGGUUUAUUAGUUUUGCUUAUGGAAUUCUGUCAGGGCAUAUUCUUACAGACUCUAAGCACCCGGAUAUCUUCGCCUAGAGAAAUGACGAGAAAUACACAAUUGCUUUAAGCAGACACAGUUAUGUCACGUAGUUUCCAAUAUUUUAUAGUAUGCGAAAAGGUGGAUUGUGUUUCGGAUACACAAGAAUUACCGAGGUUUUUAAUGCCAAGUGUUUUGUACUUUCAGACACUGAAUGUUUAAGGAGUGGUGAGUUUUUCCCUAGCGUGCAUAAAAGGUUAACUUUCUGCCUAUUCUUCCGAGCAGUUAUACUCGAGUCUAUUUAAGCGUCCAAAGUCGAUGGAACGCAUACAUUCCACAUAAAAUAGUGACUCCUCGAGUUUUGUUAACAUAGGCUGUUGGAAGGGCUUGCAGUCGGAAGCCAACAGGCUGCCUCGCAUACAUUUGACAUUCGGGUUCCAUGCAAACCAGAACUGCGACCCGGUUUGCGUAAUCGCCUGCUGCUGACAUUUAACUCAAAUGCGUAUGGCCUUUGGUGCACUAGCGGUUUGCAUCUCAGCCGGUUGACCAUCGAACAAGGCUUUCUUCGUCAGUGCAUAACGGCUUCAUUGCAUGCUGACUGAGAUGGGGACCAUUCAGGGGUCACAUGGGAGUGACAUGCGCCGAUCUAUCGCGAUUACGGAGCCGGAAACUGGCUGCACACCCUCAUAUCCUGGAGCAGAAUGUCCUAUUCUUCCGUGUACCCCUGACAAAAUCUGUCAGGCCUGGGUGCGAUUGACAUGCGCAGUCAGUUUUAACAGUUCUUCGUCGUGCGAAUGUCCCCAUGCUUCAAUUCAAUUGGUACUCACAUCGUGCAUGAGCGAUGCAUCAAGCAUCCUGCUGUCCGUUGUUCGAGUUUGGAUUCGUAAGCAAGCUCAGUCCAGAGAGAGAGAGUAAGGAUGCAGAUCGUUUUUGAGAGUCAGCCGAUGUAACUUUUUCAUCACAUUCUCACCUAUCGAUUUUCAACUCUUCUUCUAUUUUAUAACCGUAUUUUAUGUUAAGGACAGGGAGCCCUUCCGACUCCUUCACCUCGAUUUUCUUUCCUUUGACCAUUUAGGAUGGGUAUCAACAACUGGCCAAUCUGAGCACUACUCAACUUCGGAUGAAAAUCCGAGUCCAGUUCAUCAACGCCAUGGUAAUCUCGUCCUUACUCUUUUCGAGUCCUUCUUGUGGUUUGAGAGUUUUAGGGAUCUAGUCAUCGACAGUAAUUCGCAUUGUUGACAACGGUUGGGAUUUUCUGCAUCCGUUGAUACUGCCGCCUUUUUGCGCAUUUGCAGAUUGCACAUAUCAGCUCAAGCCAUUCCCUUCUCACCGCUAUUUCUGCUGUGCUUUGUGUUUCCCUUCCAGGGCCUUGACGAAGUGGGUAUCGACCUUGAUGGGGUCUUUAAGGAGUUUCUGGAAGAAAGUCUGCGCCGUGUUUUUGAUCCCUCUUUGAAUCUCUUCCGCGUUACCACCGAUCAGCGCCUCUACCCGUCUCCAACUUCCCACAUUCAGGAUGGCCACCUUCAGCUGUUCGAGUUUGUAGGAAAGUUGCUGGCCAAAGCCGUCUAUGAGGUAGGUUCCCUUGCAGAAGAAUCUAUGAGAGCCUCUUUUUCGACAAUGCUCGUUUACUUUGUAGCUAGCUUUUGUAUCCUGCAUUGUCUAAAAUUCAUACCUUCUGGCUAUCGUACUUACCGAGCCUUAGGAUGUACUGGCGAACUUCUUAAUCACGCGUUUAAAUACAAAAUAUUAGACCAGCCGGGUUCUACAACUGAUAAGAAUAUAUCAUGAUCUAACGAUUUUCAGUCUAACACGACAUGUUCGCUCUCAAGUGCAAAUCUUCCCAGGUAGUUAGAGAUGUCCCGCCCAAAAAGUACAGCCCUACCUAAUUGGCACGCAUUCUCCCCCUUCUUUACUCCUGGAAUUUUGAACAAAAAGUCCGUCACUUAGUUACUUUGUAAAAUAUUACUCCAUCAGGAAAUGAAGUUUUUCGGACAUCUAGAAUAUUUCGACUUCAAAAGUUCAGUCCUUAGCAUAUUUUUGAAACAUAACUUUCUUCUUCCAUGUCAUUGGCAUUUACGUUCACGAAAAUAUUUUUAUAUAAUAGGGCCUAUGCUGCUACGGGGCACGUCUUAGAAUGCACAAAUUCAUGAAACUAUCUGCACGCCUCCUAAGAAGACCCAGCGACAGCUACGAUGUCAGGCCGCGCACGAAUUAGAAAAAGCCUCCAGUGUCUAAAUUGCCAGUCGAUUUUUCAGACUGAAGUCCUUUCUAGGAAGACAAUUUUAUUUUUUUCGACUGAAAAGACAACUCAUAGAAUGUUUGUAACACAUGUGAAGAUGUUUCUUAGUUAGAGCAUUAUGAGGGUUUGGAAAGCUAGCAUAUUUGGACGGUUCUAUUAGUCAAUUGCCGUAUAAAUUUAACCCCUUGUACCUCUUCUUCAAGUUUGCUCUACUUUUCCAUUAUACUUUUUCUCACACUAGGGCAUUAUUGUUGAUGUGCCUUUUGCCAACUUCUUCUUGACUCAAAUACUCGGCAGACAGCGCACAAGCUGUUAUAGCUUCCUGGAUGAACUGGCUACGUUUGAUCGAGACUUGUACAAAAGCCUCACCUACGUAAAGGUAAGUUCUCCUAACAGCUUGGUGCAUCUCAUUAGAUGUGUGCGUACGGCUUAAUUAAAUUGCCCCAUGUCCUUGCUGAUUUUUUUUAUUCAGUAAUUUCGGGAAACUUGAGAUUACGCGUGCUUUACCGCUGCGUCCUACCUUUUAGCACUAUGAGGGCGAUGUCUCGGAUCUGGAACUUACCUUCUCCUACGAUGAGGAUUGUCUGGGUCAAAUUGUUGUUCACGAUCUAGUACCAGGCGGACGCUAUAUAACAGUUACAAAUGACCUAAAGUAAGCCACUGCCCCUCUCCGUGGCCCGUCACACCUAGGCUGUCUGCUUUCUUGUUUUAGUAUGAAUGAACUGCAUCUUCUCUUCCUAUAAUCCCUCAAUGACACCCGAACCCCCACCAUGAUCCGCGGCUGUACUGGGUUCAGCACGCUGAGUACACCCCUUUGUCACAUUCUUAAGUCUGUCUCUCAGCUAUAUUUGACUCUAAUUUACCCCCUAGACCUCUUCUAGCUUAUUCAUCCCUAUAACUCCCCAUGUCCAACGAGCAUUUGUCCCUUGGCAAACAAUUGGGCCCUCCAUGAGUCAAAAACAUGCUACUUAAUAUCCAGUCAUGAGCAUGUCGAAGGUGAAUACCCGAGCGUGUUCGGUUUGUUUUCUUUGGCGUCAGACCCUUUGUUCCAUUUAAUUAAUCUAUCCGCAUGCCCGUUCUACCUUUUCAUGCACUUUCCUACCCUAAGUCUCAUCACUGUAGUCCGCUGAACCACUAGCUUCCAGACACCUUGGUCCGAGCCUCUGUCCUGCCCGCCACAAAACGAUCACUACAUUGCGUUCACUGAUCUAUCCUGGCAGCCAGAGGAAACGAGUCACAGGAACCUGCCUGUGCCACCACCCACUGACGAGAACAAAUGGCCCAUAAGUAACCAAUCCAGUCUCUGCCAUUCCCAGAGUAAAAAAAUUCCGAAGUACGAGAAUGUCCAAUGAAGAUUAAGAGGAUUGUCGUCAGAAACGGAAGAGUGAUCUAUACUGUAUUUGGGCGCUAUUCGUGCCUAUUUCAAACCUAAAUUCUAAACACCUUUUUUUUCCUCAGCCGAUCAAAUGAAGUUGUCUAAAGUGGCAUGAUUAUAAAGUCCAGCUUUCUAUUCAAUUCCAGUCCAUCGCUUUGCUCCGUUUCGCCCAGCAAGUAAGUACUGUAAGCAGACACGUCUAUUUUGCGGAAGCAGCCCUCUGGACCGCGCACAAAUAUGUUUAUCAUCCUCAAAUGUGCAUGAUUAACAGAAGCAUUCUCCCGAGGUGGAACGUGAAUUUUGUGCGAAACGCUGAUUCAAAGACCGUUUACACCGACUAGUAGGUCCACAAAAUGUACUGGUAAUGUUCUUUCCUGGCUUUUAAAGACUAAAUCAUGGGAAAGUACCUGCCUCUUUAGCUUUGUGUAAAGAUUUGCGGCAUUCACCUGUCUCAAUUGUAACUAGCCCGGUACAGAGACAAUUUCACCAUUGGAGAUAACAUAGAACUCUCAACGAGCGUUAAGUGGACGCCCACUUUUAAACUAAACGGAAGUCAUUGCCAGGCUAUGCCGUUCUAGGCAUAAAUGCACACGUACGAGGUUUAACUGGCUACCCCUCUCCGUUUUGGCGAUAAAAUUGGUGUAUCGGGUUGACUACGCUGCGACCCCUGUGGGCUUCUGCGUAUAAGUCAAGAGACGCCUAUUCCCACAGUGUAGGAGUUCACUACGUGUACAAUCUAAAGUUGCCUCUCCUUCUUCUGUUGCUAGAAUAAGUUACGUGCAUCGAGUGGCUCUCUUCCGAAUGUACAAGCAAAUCCGAGCGCAGACGGCCAGUUUCGUUCGCGGCUUCUACUCCAUCAUCAACCCUGACUGGUUGGCAAUGUUCUCCCCCCUCGAACUGCAGCAGCUUAUCUCCGGAGACUCUGUCCUCAUCGAUUUGGAGGACCUGAAGUCAGCACCCACUUUUUUCUUCACCUCUCUCUUUCCUCAUGUGUUUGUCAGAGUCCCCGCUCGGCAAAGUCAAUGAAUGCUUUCCGCACAACCUUUAGCACGCCUUACCAUCCCAGUGCGUAUCAGAUACCUUCCCUUGCAAACCUGGGUUUCGUGCAAUUUGGUGGGCGAACCGCUGAUAUAAUUGGAAAAACUAGCAUCCAUAGGUUGUUGACAAGGACAAGAAGCAGUAGCAUGGCCAUUUAUGACUUAUUUACCGCAUUUAGCCAGUGAAACCACAAAUCCUAGCCCAAGUGAGGGAACAUUUGACUUGAAAUGUUCGAUUGGCAAUUGACUCAGAUCGAAGCUCUGGGAGCGUUUGACAGCUGAUAAGCCGGAAGUGAUUACCUUAGUGUUCCUAACCUCUGCCGGUAACAUUUCCCGUUGACCGAUUUCUCCGCGCUGCCCGAAAGUUCUAGACCCGCAACUCUAAGGCAAAACGGAAACGCCCAUAUCCAUCCUGUAAUGAAGAUGGGACGCCAAACACCCCUAAUACUUGCUGACAUCCUCGACCUUUUUGAAUUUUUCUGAGAAACCAGUUUAACGACGCCGUGCUUUCCGUGUGCUAGGCAAUUCCCAAAAAUCUAGUAGGCUACUUUCCGGCACAAAUCAACCUUGCCCUAGAAGUUAUCGGCAGCCCACACUUUUUUCCGUCUCAUUUUUUUGCGGAAAAUCCUUUCAGAUAGCCAGAGCAACUGAAGUGUCCGGAUGCCUUGAUAAGGCUUUACUCUACGUUAUCAGUCAAACUAUACCUGCUCUCUGACCCACAGGUUUUCCUGUUCCUAAUAUAUUCGUAGCUUCUAUAUGAUUUAACCCAGUGUUAAUAAUUACUAAGGCAAUGUUCACGAAACUCAUACGUCUUGCCCGUGCCUAGCCUUAAGGUACUAUGAUUUCCGACUUUUUCUGGCGACUUCUUGCUUGUUUUAUGAAUUUAAGGAGUAUGCAGUCGGUCAAUUGAGCAGCAUACUUUUAUCCAAAAGGUUUUGUUUCCCUGUUACCUCCUCAACCGUCCAUUGUCUGUGGGCUUAUUUAAUGUGUACUCCUGGGUUGCCUAAGGUUUGUGAGCGUCUGCUAUGCCAUUGCUCAGCAAACCGUGACCCUCGCAGCCUGGUGUGCGCUGGCAGUUCUCCGGUGCCUACUUUUCUGGCGGUAGAUGCGCUUACGUGUGCACGGCUGCCCAGUCCUCCACGUCUUUUCUGUUGUCGGUCAAAAUCCUAGUCAAGUGUUUGUUGUGAACCAGAGGGUGUGGGGUGGAUCGCCCAGGUGCGGGUUCAGCCGCGCCUCCCACCUGCACCCUCCCCGUCUUUGGUCUUCUUGACUCUGUCUCGACACCAGGCCAAGGUGGGGAGGAGAGAGUGCGGUUGAUUUUGCGCAAGUCUACUCUCACUAUAAACUAAUUCACUCGUAAGUCACCGUGCCUGCCCCACCGCAAGGUGGAGCAGGCACGGUGGACAUGGUCGGAUGCAACGGUCAAACUAGCAUCCUUGGGUUCUACCCUUACGAAAGUAUAAACGAUCACAUUUGCGACUGUUCGCCUUACAGACAACACACCAAGUACUCUGGUGGCUUCUACAGCAAUCACCGCGUUAUCAAUUGGCUAUGGGAUAUUCUCAGGCGCGACUUCACAAACGAAGAACGAAGCCUGUUCUUGAAGGUACAUUCCAUUGCGUCUUUUUUUGCGAAUGCGCUUUCAACACUUGACGUGUACUCCUUCCUUUUAGUUUGUGACCAGUUGUUCAAAGCCUCCUCUCCUCGGCUUUGCCUAUUUGGAGCCGCCCUUCUGCAUCCGAUGUGUUCAGUACACCAAUGAGGAUCAGGCAAGUGGCCAGCGUUCCCACCUCCCCUGGGAAUCUAGUUCCUUGCUCAUUCUUUAUCAUUCUUUACCUGCUCUGCCCUUGGUAUCGAGUGGUCUCUUGGAACCGUUGGCCUCCUAUCUUCGGUGGACAUUAUGCAUUCUAGCUUCUCCGCGUCGGUCUGCAUGUUAUUUGAAGUGUCCUUAAAAUUAAGUUUGAUAUUUGCAGUGGUGAGGCAAGUAGACCGUCAUGUUUACUGGUCACAUCCGUUGUCCAACUGCGGAACGUCAAUGUUAACAAGGCAGUAUGGCCGUAUGCCAUAAAAUUUGGCUGUAGCGCCAGCAAAGCUACCACUUGGUCAGACGUCCACUCAAAUUGACCCUAGUUGCUUAUUUUCUACUGUUGGUUGACAUUUGUUGGGUCAGUUGUUUUUUGUGCUACUUCACGUUUCACCAAUGAGUCCAAAAGGCUCGUUCGUUGCCGAUUUUUGUCAGCGGUCGAGUAGACCGACUUGUAACUUCACCCUACUUCGAUGAAUGGCUAUAUCUUUGCAGACGGUGGGUUAGUCAAGCGUUUUUGAAGUCCUCACACGUUUUGAAUAGGUCAAAAUCUUGAUCAUUUAGUGCGAUAUUUAGUGUUUGGUGGACCAACGCCUGCUAAAGUUGCCACACUCUUGGCCGAUUUUAAACUUAUUCAGGGAACCCAAAGUACUCAUCGCUCUCGGUUACUACCGCUUCCUCGCCUCUCAGAGUUACUGCACGCGUUCAUCCCUGGUUAGCAUUUGCCAGCAUACCAAAUCCUUUGAUCUAAACAAGAGCGUCAACGCGCGCUCUCAUUUUGCAAAUCCCUGUAGCUCCCUCUCAUUUUACAGCUGCCUCCGUAGGAAAAAGCACUGCCUUUCGAGAACUGAGGGGUAGUCUGUCGCGUUUGACGACUACUCCCAUCACCUGCAGAGAUGGCGACUUGCGCGUGACUGAGAGCCCGGUCCAGCAUUGACCUCACUUUCCUGGCACUUAACAUGUGCAACUGAUAUUAAGGGUAGACAAAUUAGGAACCACCUUGUCACCUGGCUGGCCCUGGCACUGCGCCCCAUGCCAGGGAACUAAUGGCAUCCUCCAGCAUCUCAAACGCUGCCGAAUCUUCAGUUUAUACAGUUUGGCGGUGGCGGUGGUGGUUGGCAGUAACGUCUUCUGUGUCUGGUUUUCUCUAUAUUUAGAUUUUAACGUCAGCUCAAACCAAUAUUUUCUUGUUCUGUAUUCCCCACUGGCCAGGAUGUCGGAGAUACGCUGGGUUCGGUGCUUAAGGGCUUCUUUGGUUUUGGCAGUCGCCGUGGUGAGGAACAGGCUCGCUUACCCUCGGCCUCUACGUGUUUCAAUCUGUUAAAAUUGCCCAACUACGCUUCACGAUCCGUGCUGCGUGACAAGCUGCGCUACGCUAUACACAGCAACUCGGGAUUCGAACUCUCCUGA